Messenger RNA from Osmerus eperlanus (European smelt), 6573 nucleotides. RefSeq names its product ubiquitin specific peptidase 54a (gene usp54a). The record is from RefSeq and is a predicted model, not a curated record. NCBI's taxonomy places the organism in Eukaryota, Metazoa, Chordata, Actinopteri, Osmeriformes, Osmeridae. Gene Ontology annotation, molecular function: cysteine-type deubiquitinase activity. Gene Ontology annotation, biological process: protein deubiquitination.
AAACAGGUGUGUGCUGACAAGGAUGAUGUCGUCAUUGUGUCAGUGUCACCUGGGAAGCGUCUCGGUGUCGCGGCUACACAGCACGCUGCCGCUGUCACACAUCCCAGCUGGUACAGGGCUCCGGAGUACAGAUGUCUAACUGUGCGGUGAAGUGAGUGAGAAGAGAGAAGCAUAGUGGGCUCCAUUGGAAGCGCUCUUUUGUCAAGAUCUGCCCGAGUGCGAACUGAGAAGCCGCGGAUCCAUUCAGCCGCUGAAAAGAGCAGAGGGGACCAGACCCUGACCUCCGACCUUUCGUCCUCGCUCCCUAUCGCCCCCCCCGUCUCAGCGGAGAUCUGCUGUUUGUUAAUGAGGUGUUGAGGUCGUCCUGGACGCUGGCUGUAAAGAUCCGGGGGAAGGUCGGCCACCUGCAGGAACGACCAGCGCCAGAGAGCCCCCCCCCCCCCCCCUGGUGUCAGAAUAUUGUGAGAUUCCACAAGACGGUCCGAGGAAGGAGGGGUUGUGGAGUGACUGAACGAGAGUGUGGGGUGUGAAAGAUAGCAGACGGGUGUUGGACCUCGGGGAGAUUCCACUCACACUUAUCUCUCUCUUCCUCUGAGGACGCGAGGAAGACUGGCACUCUGUUUCAUACUUGGCGGACUUGGACUUCUGUGUAAAACACAGUUUUUUGCUCUUUUUAACAUUUCUUUCAAUCUGAAGACAUGGCCCAAUGUGCUUCGUCACGCGGGCGGACGGUUGAGUGUUGAUCAACGAGAGAACUAACUCACAGCAAGGACCAUGUCGUGGAAAAGGAACUACUUUGCUUCUGGCAGCGGGGGCUUGCAGGGGAUCUUUACCCCGCGCACCAUGACGUCCAUCGCCCCCAGCAAAGGCCUCAGCAACGAGCCUGGCCAGAACAGUUGUUUCCUCAAUAGUGCACUGCAGGUUCUCUGGCACCUGGAUAUCUUUCGCAGAAGCUUCCGUCAGCUGACCACACACAAGUGCAUGGAGGACUCGUGCAUCUUCUGUGCUCUGAAGAGCAUCUUCGCUCAGUUCCAGUUCAGCAGUGAGAAGGUGCUGCUCGACGCCCUGCGCAGCGCCCUGGCCAAGACCUUCCAGGACGAGCAGCGCUUCCAGCUGGGCAUCAUGGACGAUGCUGCUGAGUGCUUCCUCUUCUACAGGGUGACCGAUGACAAGGCCAAGCAGGCAGAGCUCUACCUAGUGGGCAUGGUGUGCUACUACGGCAAGCACUACUCCACCUUCUUCUUCCAGACCAAGAUCCGCAAGUGGAUGUACUUCGACGACGCGCACGUUAAAGAGAUCGGCCCUAAGUGGAAGGACGUGGUGUCGCGCUGCAUCAAGGGCCACUACCAGCCCCUGCUGCUACUCUACGCUGACCCCCGAGGGACACCCGUGGCAGUGCAGGACCUGCCCUCCCGCCUCGAACUGCACAACUUCAACAAGUCCUACUACGACAGCGAGGACUCCGGCCGCGAGCCGUCCAUCUCCAGCGACACGCGGACCGACUCGUCCACCGACAGCUGCUCCUACAGGCACUCUCACUCCCACCAUGAGUCCAUGGCCAGCCACUUCUCCUCCGACUCCCAGGGCACGGUCAUUUGCAACGCCGACCACGAUGGCGCCUCCCAAAGCAGCCUGGAGACCACAGGCCAAGUGACGGACAGUGAGCCAGUGCAGCGCCACUCUCUGAGGAAGAGCGGGCCAGGGGACAGGAAGAGCGGGCCAGGGGACAGGAAGGGCGGGGCCGGGGACAGGAGGCGGAGCUCUAGCCGCCCGAGGCGCUCUGAGGAGAAGAGCCGCGCCUCCCGGGGCGACGAGGCCUCGUCAGCAGGUUACCACAGCGAGGGCGAGACUCUGAAGGAGCAGCAGGCUCCGCGCGCCCUCCCCAAAGCCUCCUCCAGCCGCCUCCGGGACCUGAGGGAGACCAUGAGCAACAUCAUCCACAGCCGGCCCCUCUCCUCCUCCUCCGGCUCGGGCUCCACCCACCCUCCCCAGGCGGGGGGGCCCGCCGCCGCCUCCGCCGCCCACCCAGGCGCCUCCUCGGCCGCCGCCGAGACCCACGACUGGGAGGCGGAGAGCACCAGCAGCGAGUCCAAGUCCAGCUCGUCCGGGGGCCGCUACCGGCCGGCCUGGAGGCCCCGGAGGGAGGCCCUCAACAUCGACAGCAUCUUCACCCGCGAGAGGCGCCGGCAGGUGGGCUACAGCCCGCUGGGGGCCUCCCUCCCCGAGGACUGCGGGGCCCCCGCCGAGGGCCCCACGGGGUCGGCAACGGGCCUGGAGAAGAAGGCCCCGCUGAUCAGCAUGGCGUCGUCCUGGACCCUGCCCGCCCCCCGGGGCCGGGGCCGGGGGGGAGGCGGGGAGCAGCAGCCCCCCAGGCUGAUCCAGAGGAUGGAGAGCGGCUAUGAGAGCAGCGAGAGGAACAGCAACAGUCCCGUCAGUCUGGACAUGCCGCUGGGAGAGGGCUCCAACGCCAGCGCGCAGCACAGGGACCCUGGGAUGAAGAAGCCGUCCGGUUCGGGGCCGUCAUGGCGGACGGUGCCCAAGUCCAAAAGCAGCUCUGCUCUUCUCCAGGACGUCAAGGCCUCCCGCAGGGGCAACAGCCACACAAGCUUAGCGGGUGAGGGCCGCAGCGAGCUGGACGAGCUGCAGGAGGAGGUGGCCCGCAGGGCGCGGGAGCAGGAGGUCCAGAGGAAGAAGGAGAAGGAGAAGGAGGCGGCCAUGGGCUUCAACCCCAGACCCAGCAAGUUCAUGGACCUGGACGAGCUGCAGAGCCAGGGCAAAGGGGACAGCUUGGAGCGGUGUGUGUCGGACGCCGAGCUGCUGCUCGACCAGUCGGUGCGCCUGGAGCAGGCGGGAGAGGUGGCCGCAGCGCUCUCUGUGGUGAACGAGGCCGUGUCUAAACUCAGGCUUCCCAUGCAUGAGGGCGAUGGGGCUAACACUCAUAGCAGGACCGUGGCUGAGGCCCGCCUGCACAAGUGCAUGAGGAGAGCCCGGGGCCUGCAGCAGCGCAUGCAGCAGGAGAGCGCAGCGCCGCAGCCGGACCGCAGAGCUGCGGCCGCGUGGCGCGCAGAGGAGGAGCAGGAGCCGCCCUGCUGCCCCCCCUGUCCCCAGGGAGCACCCAGUAAACAGCCUGUCUCGGUCCAAGUACUGUUGACGGACACAGAGGAGGAACCGCCAGCCAACCAGGAUGCAGCCCAAGGCCCGCCUUCACCUCUCCAUGUCAAGCCCCUCCCCCUAAGCGCAUACUCGCUCCCAGACGCCCAGAGCCACGACGACGCCCCCGCGAGCCCUCGUCCUACGGGGUCUCCCACAGGGGACGGCAGGGACUGGCCGGGCGGCUACGGUCCGGAGGGGAGGGAGCACUGGUCCCAGAGCGCCUGCUCCAGAGGGACUCCCCUCCACAACGUCAACCACGCCUCCCUCCCCAGCCUGUCUGUGGACGCCUGGGAACACGGCCCCAACGAGGGCCAGGCGGCCCACCAUCUGCCCGACCGCCACAGGGCCCCCUCUCCCUCCCACUGGCACAGCCCCCCGCCGUCCCAGACGCCGCCCGGCCAGUGCCCGCCCUCUGGGUCCUCCUCCCCUCUCGGCCGUGGCCAAGACGAGAGUGGGCUUCCGAACAAGGAGGUGUCCUACUUCCGGCAGUCCUCCCUGGGCUCCGCCCAGCCGCCGCUCCCAUCUCAGAACCACACCCUCCCUGCCUCUAGCUCCGCCUCCAGGCCGGGCCUGCCCCCUCCCGCCCCCGUGCGCAACUGGUCGUGCUGGAGCCUGGAUAGGCCCAGCGACUCACCCCUCUUCCCCCCCACGGACCCCCCCCUCCACGGCGCCCUGCCUCCCCCCAGCCCGCCGCUACGGACCCCCUCUCCUUCCCCGGUCGACUACAGUCAAGGAGCACCCAUACCCGUGGAGCGCUGGGCAGAGAACGUGACCCGGUACUACAACUCCCAGCAUGCCACUGGCUGCGUGGGGAGCGGAUCGCCCAACGAGGAGCUGUCGGAGCUGGAUUCUCUGUACCAGGCCAGCUUGCAGGCUCCCAGCAUGCCGCGGGCUUUGCGAGGAGUCAGCCCCCAGCCCGGCAGCAAAACACCUGCCAGGAAGAUCCUCUCUGGCCUGGCCGCCCCUGGCCGCUCCAAGACCCCCACAGCCGAGAUCGAGAGAUACGCCUACAGAACGCCAAGCUACGCCAGCGGCCCCACGCCACACCCCAAGCCCGCGUCCGGAGGGCCCAGCGAGCGCUCCGUGGCGGACGACGAGAGCUACAGCGCCGAGAACCUGCGGCGCAUCGCCCGCAGCCUCAGCGGCACCGUCAUCGGGGGCCGAUCCGAGCACCUCGCCCCGUCACGCAGCUUUGAGCCCCCUGUAACCAGGACACCAAAGCAUGCUGAUCCCCGAGUCAGCGCCUCCUCCUCCUCCCGGCGCCCCAGCACCUCCUCCCUGCACCUCCCCUCCUCCUCCUCCACCGCUCGCUACCCUCCUCCCCCCGCCUCCCCCCAGUCCCACCCCUUUCCCCACAACCACCACCAACACCACUAUGUCCCCCCCGCCCUAGCCUCAGCACCACCGCCAUCAUCACAGCACCCCCUUCAGCAGGCAUCGCGGCCCCCCAGCGCAGGGCCGUCCUCUUGGGGACGCUCAGGAGAUCCCCAGAAGGCCCAGCAGUUUCUGGCUAUGUUUGACCGGGGUGAAGCUCUCUCCCGUGAAAACAACUACCACAGUGUUGCGCUGAGCUACGGCACUCUGCCCCGGGCACCUCGCAGGGCGAACGGCUCCUCCUCUUCCUCCACCUCCCUCCCCCGGCCCAGGGAGGGCCCUGGCCCCGGCCCCGCUGGCCCCUCCGGCGGCCUCUGGAGCCGGCCCGACCCUGGCUACACCACCCUAGCCCACCCCCGCCGCUCCGCCCCCAAGCCUGGCACCGCCAACGGGUUGUACAGGCAGCCGGGCAGGCCCAACGGCACCAUGCCCCCACCCCACCACCACCCGCCCGCCCUGUCCCACCAUCCCCGCCGGCUGCCCGGGGAGACCCCGGCGCAGCCCCUCCGCCUGGACGUGCCCCCCGAGGGCGACUGGAGGACCCCUACCUACAGGGUGGCUCCGCCCACGUCUGUCCGGGAGGCCCACCCUUUCCGCCAGCCCGCCCAGAGGUCCGAAUGCCCGCCCGUCAGAGCGCAGCGCGCCCUCUACGGCGGCGCCCAGCUCUGCUCCCUGUGCCAACAGCUGCCCAGCGAGCCGUCGCGCCACUACUGCCAGGCCUGCGGGGCGUACAUGGCACGCUUUCGCCCCGCCAGGUGAUCCAGCCCGGCCUGGUCAACACGCUGUCUCUCCCCCCCCCCCACACACACCUCCCUCCCCAAACAGCCCCUCACCUCCACCCCCCCAGUUCGCUGGGUCUGCACAAAGGCCUGAGGUGAAAACACACACACACAAGACUCCGCUCUCAAAGACUAGCACGUAGUCUCAGUCGUCACAAACCUCUGAUUUUAAUGAAUGUCUUCAUGACUUCAACACCUGUCAUAGCGUCAGGGCCGAUGGGAGCAUUUCCCAGUCCUCCGGUUGCACACGGCUCAGAUGAGACUGAAGGGUGGAGGCAGCGUUUUGGAUCAGGACUAAAGAGUUUUAAAAGAGAUGGAAAAACUCCCAGACAGAAAUGGUUGUUUUGUAAUGUUGCAGCCUCACUGUACACUGCUUUGGAUGGAGGAAGAGAACCGACUCUUUGGGGUCACACUUGGAACUAAGAUUUCUUUAGUUACUGCACUACUGUAUUUAUUUUUUCUAGGGUAAGUAGUCCUUAAAUUAUCUAACCAAUUUAACCUGUUUGACCUGUAAAUAUAAUCUGCAAUAGACCUGCUGUACUUUUAUCAUUUCUAUGAACUAGCUAGUUAGCAUUAUUUGGUAACUAACUGCUGUCUUGUAGUACGGAUCUAUGUAUCUCUCAUUUAGAGAGCCCUGUGCUAAAAUACUCUAGAACUUUCUCUAUGCUUUAUGGCAGCCUUGCAACUGGUUAAGCAUGGUCUUCAAUGGAAAUAUACAUUAAAAGGGAAUCGCUUGACUUGGUGUACAAUAUUAAGAGAAAUAUAUACAAGUGAUCUGUCUUUUUUUAUUAGUGCAGUGAAUUUACUAAACUGUGUCAAACACGUUUAGUGCACUUCAUAAGUGUUCAACAUAGUUUUAUCUUUUGCAGUUGUAAGUCUAUUGACAUUUCUCCCAUUGUUCUGGGGGAUGCUCAAUGCUAGCCUAUUUUUGUACUAGAAGAUAAACACAAGUUCAGAGGAUGGUCAUCCUGUCCACCUGGAAGGUACAUCAGAGGUUUACACACGGACAGGAAGUGAUGUCAGCGGACAUUCCAUAGAGUGGGCAUUUCUAUAAGUUUAGAAACUAGUGCAUACGUUUAGAAUAUUUUACAAAGCACAUGCCAAGCUUUCAAUGCAACGGGGUUUAACUAAUCAUUUUGGAAACUUGGUCGUAGAGUACUAGCUCUAUUUGAUUAUUUCUGGUCUAUUUACAAAGGAGAUAGAUAAUAGGUUCAUUUGUGAGAUUCUGUCAUUUUUUGGGGUUUGGGAUGACAGUGUGCAGCUGUGC